AUGGACUUCGACAAGCUCAAGAUCACUGAUCGAAAGAUCAUUGUUGGGAUUGAUUUUGGUACAACCUACUCCGGAGUCGCCUGGGCUGAGAGUCGCAAUCCAUCGAGACGAACUUGCGUCACACAAUGGCCCGUGUCCAGUUCCAACAGAGAGGGAGAAUCUAGCGACAAGGUGCCCUCAAAGCUUCGAUACAAUGGAGACAAGAUUGAAUGGGGUUUCUCCAUCCCUAUCACUGCGCCACAGGAUGAAGUCAUAGAGUGGUUCAAGCUAGACCUUGAUCCCGACCUACAAGCAAUGAGUCAAUCCUUGAGCUCCGAUGGUGCUCGAUGCAGCCGAAAUGUAGACAAGCUUGUCACGGACUUUAUUUCACAGCUUGGCGACCAUCUGUUGUACACUCUGCGCGAGAAGCUAGGCGACAGCAUCGUGAACAGCACUCCCCUCGAAUUUGUCGUCACCGUUCCGGCUAUCUGGAGCGAUCUAGCCAAAGACAAAACCAAGAAGGCAUGCCAAAAGGCAUCGGGACUUUCAGCGUCUCAGCAGCAGGUUCACCUUGUUUCCGAACCCGAGGCCGCCGCGAUUUAUGCUUUGCAUGGACUUGACCCUCAUGGACUGAAAGUUGGUGAUACUAUCGUCGUAGUCGAUGCCGGCGGUGGCACAGUUGACUUGAUCUCGUACACUAUCACUGGCCUCAAGCCCAUCCUCGAAGUCCAAGAAGCAGCUCCUGGUUCAGGGGCUCUUUGUGGCUCCACAUUCCUCAACAUGCGCUUCGCCAAGUAUCUUCGGGGCAAGCUGGGCAAGGAGGAAGGGUUUGACGAAGAAGUUAUGGCCGAAGCCAUGGAGGUGUUUGAGAAGAAGGUCAAGCGUCAAUUCACUUUGAACACAGCGCCAGACGAAACCUACAACAUCCCCGUGGCAGGUUUGGCCAACAACAAGACUCUCGGUAUUAGCCGAGGACGAUUCGCUCUGAAAGCAUCGGAUCUCAAGACCAUCUUCGAGCCAGUCGUGCUAGAGGUCAUCAGGUUGGUAAAGGACCAGAUCACGGCUAGUAACGUGCCUGUCCGCGCCAUCCUUCUGGUCGGUGGGUUUGGAGCUUCAAGCUACCUCAAAGAGCGGCUGAGGAUUUCCGUCGACAAUUCCAUCCAAAUCAUGCAGCCACCGAACGCGUGGCAGGCUAUUGUUCAAGGUGCUGUUCUCAAGGGGCUCGCCAAUGCCGCUCCGGAACUUGCUGUGGUCAGAGUGAAGAAUCGCAAGGCUCGAAAGCACUACGGCACAGAGUGGCGUGCUCGAUGGGAUGACAAGCUACACGGCCACCUCAAGAGCAACAGGACGUGGUGUGGCCUGGACGGCUGCUACAAAGUCCUCGCGAUGGAGUGGUUUAUCACCAGGGGCUCAGAGGUUUCGGAGAACGAGCCUUAUUUCACAUCCUUCGUCUGGACAGGCCCUGUCAGCAGUGGUCGCAUCCGCAAGAUCAAGAUGACAAUUUACAACGAUCAAUUGCCUCGGGAAGCACCAGUGGCCCGCGAUGAUAACGUGAAGACCCUCUCGCAUGUCGAGGCUGAUGUCAGCCAUAUUCCAGAGAACCAGCUUUCUCGUCGCCAAGGUUCAGACGGGCAAUGGUAUUAUGAAUUGAACUGCAAAAUAGAGGCAGUCUAUCUUUCAGCAUCCACCACUUACACUCUACUUUACAACGGCCAGCGAUACAACACAGUGACGUGCGAGUAUGUCUAA
This is a messenger RNA of Fusarium pseudograminearum CS3096, 1728 nucleotides long. RefSeq lists its product as uncharacterized. The transcript is spliced from 4 exons. Gene Ontology annotation, molecular function: ATP binding; ATP-dependent protein folding chaperone. NCBI's taxonomy places the organism in Eukaryota, Fungi, Ascomycota, Sordariomycetes, Hypocreales, Nectriaceae. The record is from RefSeq and is a predicted model, not a curated record. The coding region runs from base 1 to 1728 and encodes 575 amino acids.